Aptenodytes forsteri (emperor penguin) is the source of this 1813-nucleotide messenger RNA. It is a transcript of the gene SUDS3, whose product is annotated as SDS3 homolog, SIN3A corepressor complex component. Gene Ontology annotation, molecular function: histone deacetylase binding. Bases 1 to 1128 code for a protein of 375 amino acids. The record is from RefSeq and is a predicted model, not a curated record. Gene Ontology annotation, biological process: negative regulation of transcription by RNA polymerase II. NCBI's taxonomy places the organism in Eukaryota, Metazoa, Chordata, Aves, Sphenisciformes, Spheniscidae. The transcript has 13 exons. Gene Ontology annotation, cellular component: Sin3-type complex.
AUGACUUGGGGAAAGUUAUUUGAACAACUCGAGCCAGGUGCAAGUCUGCGGGGAAAGGACAAACCCAUCGGGCGCUGGGUGCAGCGUGGGCACCCAGUCAGCUCACGCGAUGUGGCAGCCGCCACCACACCCUUUCCUGUUCGCCCUGUGGCCACGGGCAGCCCUGCCAGCUACCGCUGCCCUGAGCAAGGAGGAAGUCAUUCUUUACCUCAUUUAGACACUGAGGAUGCCAGUGAAACUGACCUGGCAAAACACGAGGAAGAGGACUUUGUAGAAAUGAAAGAACAUUACUUUCUCUGUUCUAUAUGUAUUCAAGAAAGUAAGUGCUGCUACUGUUUUGAACAAAGAAAUAGGAUGUAUCAGGACAAACUGGCAUCUCUGAAGAGGCAGUUACAACAAUUGCAGGAAGGUACUCUUCAGGAAUAUCAGAAAAGAAUGAAAAAGUUGGACCAGCAGUACAAAGAAAGGAUACGAAACGCAGAACUGUUCCUCCAGCUGGAAACGGAUCAGGUGGAAAAAAAUUAUGUCAAGGAAAAGAAGGCAGCAGCCAAGGAGUUUGAAGAUAAGAAAAUUGAGCUUAAGGAAAAUUUGAUUGCAGAGUUGGAAGAGAAAAAGAAGAUGAUUGAGAAUGAGAAGCUAACCAUGGAAUUAACAGGAGAUUCAAUGGAAGUGAAGCCUAUUAUGACAAGGAAACUGAGGCGACGACCAAAUGAUCCAGUUCCUAUCCCAGACAAGAGGAGGAAACCUGCCCCUGCUCAGCUAAAUUAUUUGUUGACUGAUGAGCAAAUAAUGGAGGACCUGAGAACACUGAAUAAGCUUAAAUCACCCAAGAGACCAGCCUCUCCCUCCUCUCCCGAGCACCUCCCAGCUACACCAGCAGAGUCUCCAGCACAGCGGUUUGAAGCCCGGAUAGAAGAUGGAAAACUCUACUAUGAUAAGAGAUGGUACCACAAGAGCCAGGCUAUUUACCUGGAGUCUAAAGAGAACACUAAGAUCAGCUGUGUGAUCAGUUCUGUGGGCGCCAACGAGAUCUGGGUGAGGAAAACCAGUGACAGCACAAAGAUGAGAAUCUAUCUGGGACAGCUGCAGCGAGGUGUUUUUGUGAUUCGUCGACGAUCAGCUGCGUGACUGUAUGCUCUUCCUUGGUCUUUGUUCUUUUUUUUUUUUUUUUAAACUGAUAGACAAACCUCUAAUGGGAAAUGGCAGUCUGUUAAUUCAUCUUAGCAGCAGAGAACACUGUCAUGACCUCUUACGAGACAGUUUGUGGCUGGCCACAUAAUCCCCAGUAGUCCUUAAAUCUUUAGUGAUACCCAAGCACUGCCCCGGACUAUUUCUGGAUUUUGCAUCAAGCUUCUGUAUGCUUUCUUUACGUUUUGGGUGACUAUUUAAGAAGACUUCGCAUCAUACUUUUUUCAUCGUUGUUUCCUGGUGCAUAGAUGGGACUCGUAUGUUGAAAACAACGUAACAUUUAUGUUUUGAAUCAGACCAAUGGAAGAAGCUUUGCUUGUCAAGACCUGAGGUUAUUCGUUCUUUUUGGUUUUGUUUUCCUGCAAGGCUCAGGAUGUUGGGCAAAAGGAGAUUAAUCUUGCCAGCUUUCAGCUGCAGCCGAGAGAUGCAUCUGUAAUACCUGAUGUAUGACAUCAGCUUUAUUGGAUGAACUGUUUAAAGACUUGAGCACUGAGGCUUUUUUUAGGAAAGCGUGAACAGCUUAGAAACUGCUGAAAAUCCAGUUGAUUUUAAUGUAGUUAAGCAGUCACAUGUGGUUAAUCAGAAGCUUCCGUUUCUCUUCACAUUAAAAAACCCUUCAAUGAAC